This is a messenger RNA of Myxocyprinus asiaticus (Chinese sucker), 3200 nucleotides long. RefSeq names its product F-box and WD repeat domain containing 11a (gene fbxw11a). Bases 54 to 1742 code for a protein of 562 amino acids. Lineage: Eukaryota; Metazoa; Chordata; Actinopteri; Cypriniformes; Catostomidae. Gene Ontology annotation, molecular function: protein dimerization activity. The transcript is spliced from 14 exons. The record is from RefSeq and is a predicted model, not a curated record.
UUGUCUUCGCUCGGGUUUCCAUUUUCACAGGACGCGAUCAGAACAACAAUAAUAUGGAUCCGGACAUGGAGGACAAAACCCUGGAGCUGAUGUGUUCUUUGCCUCGUUCUGUCUGGCUGGGUUGUUCUUCAGUGGCAGAGAGUCUGUGUGCUCUCAGAUGCCUGCAGAGUCUCUCCACGUCCCGGGCUCACAACCAGAACAUGACAGUGAUGGAGCCACAGAAUCACACAGAUGAUGUCUCGGCAAUGAAAACGACAGUAUUCAAGUUAGGGAACGGUUCAGUUCCGGGUUUGAGGAAGAGGUCGUCUCAGGGGAACUUCGAGAAGGAGAAAGAUCUGUGUAUCCAGCUGUUUGAUCAGUGGUCUGAAUCUGAUCAGGUGGAGUUUGUGGAACAUCUGAUCUCACGCAUGUGCCAUUACCAACACGGCCAUAUAAACUCUUACCUUAAACCCAUGUUACAGAGAGACUUCAUCACCGCGCUGCCAGCUCAGGGUCUGGAUCACAUAGCGGAGAACAUCCUCUCGUUUCUGGACGCUCGCUCUCUGUGCUCCGCGGAGCUUGUGUGCCGGGAUUGGCAGCGCGUCAUUUCAGACGGAAUGCUCUGGAAGAAACUCAUCGAGAGGAUGGUGCGCACGGAUCCGCUUUGGAAAGGACUGUCAGAGCGACAUCAGUGGGAGAACUAUUUAUUCAAGAACCGAACAAAUGAGGUUCCGCCCAAUUCAUACUAUCGUUCACUCUAUCCCAAAAUUAUACAGGACAUCGAGACGAUUGAAGCGAACUGGCGGUGCGGCCGUCACAAUCUUCAGCGGAUUCAGUGUCGAUCCGAGAACAGUAAAGGAGUUUACUGCCUUCAGUACGACGAUGAGAAGAUCAUCAGCGGCCUACGAGACAACUCCAUCAAAAUCUGGGAUAAGCAGUCUCUGGACUGUUUGAAGAUUCUGACGGGUCACACCGGAUCAGUUCUGUGUCUGCAGUAUGAUGAGAGAGUCAUAGUGACGGGAUCCUCUGAUUCUACUGUCAGGGUAUGGGAUGUUGGUUCUGGAGAUGUUCUAAACACUCUGAUCCAUCAUAACGAGGCGGUUCUGCACCUGCGGUUCUGUAACGGGUUGAUGGUCACAUGUUCUAAAGAUCGCUCCAUUGCCGUAUGGGACAUGGCGUCUGCUACCGACAUCAGUUUGCGGCGUGUGCUCGUGGGUCACCGCGCCGCCGUUAACGUGGUCGAUUUUGAUGACAAAUACAUUGUGUCUGCAUCUGGAGACAGAACAAUUAAAGUGUGGAGCACCAGCACGUGUGAGUUUGUGCGGACUCUGAACGGUCAUAAGCGUGGCAUCGCAUGUCUGCAGUACAGAGACAGACUCGUGGUUAGCGGCUCUUCGGACAACACUAUCAGACUGUGGGACAUUGAGUGUGGUGCGUGUCUGCGUGUUUUGGAGGGUCAUGAGGAGCUCGUGCGCUGCAUCAGAUUUGAUAACAAGCGGAUUGUGAGCGGAGCGUAUGAUGGGAAAAUUAAAGUUUGGGAUUUACAGGCUGCUUUGGAUCCUCGAGCCCCUGCCAGUACAUUAUGUCUGCGUACACUUGUGGAGCAUUCUGGGCGUGUGUUCCGACUGCAGUUUGAUGAGUUCCAGAUUAUUAGCAGUUCCCAUGAUGACACAAUCCUUAUAUGGGACUUCCUGAAUGACUCCACCAAUGGACAGUCAGAGGGUCAGUCGCCCUCACGGACCUACACAUACAUCUCAAGAUAGCAGGUGCCUCAUCUAUGUGCCAAUGUGUCUUGGGAGAGCUGAGAGCUGGUUGGUUGUUGGCUGUGUCCGUCACAGAAUCGUGUCCAGUGAUCUGCCUCUUCUUUCUGUCUGGCUGAAAAGUUCAAAAACACAAACGAACACAUAUUCCUGCUUUUGCCAAACACAAAACACACAUUUGAUUAUUCAAUAUACCCUCUGCACUAAACAUCACAAACACUCGUAGAACUCUUCCAAAAUUCGAAGCACUGUCCCAGAGCAACUUUAGCACCGUUCCUAGUGGAUAAAUGACAAGCACAAACACACACACACACAGAUGUUUAAUAGCUUCAAACUGUAUCCAUCACUGCUGCUCAAAUAACCCCAACAUCAAGUCAUACUCACAAGCUCUGCACUAAUAACUCAUAUAAACAGACAGAAAUUAGCCAGAAAAUACUUUAUGAACUGCUGUGCGAGAAAAAGAGACUCAUUAAAUCUGCAGGAGGUAAACAUGAAACAAACUGAUGCAGAAAUGAACGAGAACAGAUUCAUGAAUGGUGUUUAUCGCUUUUCUGCCCACUCGCCCUUGUUUUCUCGCCACACCUCUCUUCAGGACCCAGGACACACUCGUUUUUCAGGACGACGUUGUGGAGCGACAUGCAUGCGAGGUUCAGCUGCGUGACUGUCUGCUCAUGCCUCUUUACAUUUUGUCUCGUCUUUUAUUGUUUUGUUUUUUUUUUAAUCAAAUUUGGUUCUCCAUCUCUUUAGUAUGGUUGUGCUAGGCAUUGUUAAUCUUUCUCUCACGAUGUCUAGUAGCUUUCUUUUUGCCUGCUUGCUCAUCGAGGGCUAUACCUAGUUGUAAACAGAACUGUCUUGUCAAAAUGUGCUGUACAUGAAAAAGAGUUUUUUUAAGAAAACAAAUAUUGUGAAUAAAGUACGUGACCAUGUGUAUGACCAUUGAGUGUGUUUCUGGUCUAAAGCUUGCCACUUUAAAGGGAUAAUUCACCCAAUAAUAUGGAAAAAAGUGACUGAGGUUAACGUUCUGCCUUGUGGAUGAAAGUCACGUGGGUUUGGAACAACAUGAGACUUUCUGUGAACUAUACCUUUAAUUAAAUGCAGUCUUAGGCAUUAGGAAAAUCCCAAUUGACUUUCAGUAAUGAGCAAAUAUGACUUUUGACCUUAGUGGUAUGUCCUUGCAGCUGUUCUCUCAAAGGAACCACCAGGUGGCACAGGACACCACAAACACUCGUCUAAAUUGACCCGCGUUCAUCCAGAACCGAACAAGUCUGAACGUUCCUGAUAAACUGCUGGUUAAAGUGUUUGAUUGAUUCAAUAAUAAGCGGAUGACAGUGCCGUGGGCUGUGGAUUAUUUCAGACUCAUGCCAAGUGAGGCAGAAGUAUUAGAGAGAUCCUGUCUUGUCUUGGUUUGUGUGGGCGUAGAUUUGGCUUGAACACUAUUGGGGGUUACCCCCCCCCCCGGAA